CAAGAUCGCGUGUCCUUUCGGCAUGGUCUAUGGCCUGGUACACACAGGUACAGAGCUACGAUUAAAGAAAGCCGUUACCGGCGAUUGCUUCGGGAUCAGUGCGUUGACGGACGUUGAGCGGUGAAGAACUAUGAGUUGCGAGAUCGUCGUUUUGGUGGUGCUGUUGUUUACCUUUGCACCGCUGUCCGAGGAGCGAGUCAUGAGCCAACUGAAGAAGAGCUGUACGGAGCUGCCUGCUCCGGUGCUGUCGGACAUUCUGGGGCCGGCCUUCAACUCGCGCUACAUGAGCAUCGACAAGCCGCCGGUGCUGGAUGAGGAGGCCAUUCGUGGGGAGGGCACGGGGAAGCGGGGCGGUCCUCGCGGCCUAUACCCGUCGUUCUACGUGGAAGAAGAUCAUCUGAUGGAGCUGGGGGAUGAUCCAGCAUGGGCGGUUCAUCACGUCAGCGAUACGGCGAAUCCAGUGCUGAAACCUCCGCGUUUAAAACGAAGGGAAACGGCGUUCAAUGCCCUGUUGAACGACAUGAGCCACGAGAGCAGAUCUUCGCGGGCGUACCGAGGCCGGGGACAAGCGGCGUCCAACGCCAGGCCUUGGGAGUGUGAGGGCAAGAUCCGGUGGAUCGAUCUGGGGUUGGAGUACUUCCCGCGGUUCCUGCGGACGGUGGAGUGCGCCAAAACGCGCUGCUGGUACGGACACUACCACUGCCGGCCACGAUCGUUCACGGUGAAGAUUCUGCGAAGGAGGUCCGGGGAGUGUGUUCCGGGUGGAGCGGAUCAACCCAACGUUGGGUCGGAAGGUCUUCCCGGGGAAUUGCGAGAGCUGUGGGUUUGGGAAGAACGAGCGGUCAACUUUUGCUGCGAUUGUACCGCGCACUGAAGUUGGUGAAGUUGUUGUUGUUAUUGCUUGUAUUGCAUUUUGUAAAUAGUGUGUCAACUCCUCCUGUGAAAAUCUCUCUAGUGUAAGCAAAUAAACCUUACUUUUAAACUUGACAAA
Molecule: messenger RNA, 991 nt
Organism: Culex quinquefasciatus (southern house mosquito)
Lineage: Eukaryota; Metazoa; Arthropoda; Insecta; Diptera; Culicidae
Product: protein trunk
Exons: 1
Coding region: 131-874 (247 amino acids)
Molecular function (GO): signaling receptor binding
Source: RefSeq, a predicted model, not a curated record